AGAAUUCUACUCUUUUACAGAGCAUCUUUUUGAGUGUCUUGAUUUUAAUUGGAUUUGGAUCUCCACAUCGUUGGUGGGAGAAGGUUAUCAGAAUGGCUUCAAAAUUUGCGACCACACAUGUCCUUCCUCAAUGACAAUUUGUAUUUUACAGUUUAUAGUAGUUCUGCUAAUGGCUGCUUCAUUUCACUCAUAAGACAAUCAUCAAAUGUAAUGUGGGGAACGAGUUUCUGUGUGUGAAGAUGGUGACAGUCAGCAUUUUACUGAUUGUUCCCUUUGUUUCAGGUGCUAUGGCUGAUUAUCCUGACUGGAUAAAACUCUACAUGACUGCACCAAAGCAGACGAAAGCACUGAGUGGAUCUUGUUUGCAUAUCUCAUGUAACUUCACACCCAAAGACGAACAGAAAUUUAACAGAGAAAGAAAAAUCUUUGGAGUGUCGAUUAAAAAUAACGCUGACUUUGGCAGAAAUCCAAACAAUGUGAUCUUCAACAGUAGUGGAGCAGUUAGCAUCUAUCCAAUGAGCAUUACUGGGAACCUGAGUCAGAGAGACUGCACCACUCUGUUUACUAAUUUAACCAUAAACUACACAGACUGAAGUUUUUAAUCGAUUUAUUUUAAUUGAAUUAUACAUACCUUUGUUCUGAUACUCGCUCUCUUUAAUGAAUGCAGACAUGUAAAAAAAAUCAUUUAUAAAAGAACAUACUAUGGGUUAAAGCAGGAAACUGUUAUUGUUAUUUUUUUUAAAGAAGUUUUAAUCCAUUUGUACAUCAGUUUUAGUUUGUUUCAGCAAAACUGAGAAUCCAUAGUAGUUCAAACUGCAUGUAUGUAAUAUACAUUUCUUUAGUGUUAAUAUGUUUGAGAUGUGAAACCACAGAUUCUCCUUGGAGGCCCAAUAUUACAAUCCCAGGUGAUCUGAAGGAGAAGGAGUCUGUCACUAUAACCUGCUCAGCUCUCACUCCCUGUCCACACUCCCCUCCUCAACUCACCUGGAAUCUCCAACAAGACUCUCACAACAAAAUAGAGGAAAACACAGAUGGAAGCUUUACAACUAAAAUCCAGCAGACCAUCACUCUGUCAGACACACAUGAUGGAAAGAAGAUCAGCUGCUCUUCCAGAUAUCCUGUGAACCAAGGAAAAGACACCAAGACAGCAGAGACAGAAGAGACUCUCAGUGUUUCAUAUGCUCCUAAAGACACAUCAGCAUCCAUCAGUCCAUCAGAAACCUGAUGCUCCUAAAGACUACCUCAGCUACCUCAGAGAUUUCAGCUGUCAGUUUCCACUGUGAGGAACAUAGUGAGGAAAAUGGAAGACUACAGGCACAGUUCUGGUUAAGGCCCGAAGUGCAGGCCAAGCAAAAUCUCAGAUAAGCAGAGGUGAAAGAUGGUGAGAACAGUCACAGUCAACCUACAGACCAGCUCCAAAGACCUACAGCAUCAUCAUGCUGCAGAUGGUGUCUCUGUGCAUCGUUCAACUAUUCAAUGCACUUUGCACAAGGAGAUGCUGUAUGGGAGAGUAAUGCAGAAGAAGCCCUUUCUGUGCACAUGCCACAAACAGAAUCACUUGAGGUAUGCUAAAGCACAUUUGGAGCUUUAGCAUACCUCAAGCCAGCUUCAUUUUGAAAUAAGGUGCUGUGGACUGAUGAAACUAAAAAUGAGUUAUUUGAACAUAACAAGAGGCGGUAUGAAUGGCGGAAAUAGAACUCAACAUUCCAAGAGAAACACUUGCUACCCACGGUAAAAUUUGGUGGCGGUCCCAUCAUGCUGUGGGGCUGUGUGGCAAGUGCAGGUACUGGGAAUCUUGUUAAAGUUGCAUGGAUUCCAGUCAAUAUCAGAAGAUUCUUGAGAACAAUGUUCAAGAAUCAGUGACAAAGUUGAAGUUGCGCCGGAGCUGGAUAUUUCACAAGACAACGACCCUAAACACUGCUCAAAAUCUACUAAGGCAUUCAUGCAGAGGAAUAAGUACAAUGUUCUGGAAUGGCCAUCUCAGUCCCCAGACCUGAAUAUUAUUGAAAAUCUAUGGUGUGACUCAAAGCGGGAAACCAUCAUACCUGACUGAACUGAAGAUGUUUUAUAAGGAAGAAUGGUCCAAAAUACCUUCAACCAGAAUCCAAACUCUCAUUGGAAGCUAUAGGAAACGUUUAGAGGCUGUUAUUUCUGCAAAAGGAGGAUCUACUAAAUAUUGAUGCAGUUUUUCUGUUGGGGUGCCCAAAUUUAUGCACCUGCCUAAUUCAGUUUAAGUAACUACUGCUUUUAUUACUUUUUUAUAUAUCGCUUCACAACUACAUGUAAAAUAGAUUACUGCUGAUACAGUGUGACUAUUAAAAGAGCCUUCAGUUUUCAGGCUCCUCUUCUGUGGAACCAGCUUCCAGUUUGAAUUUGAGACAUAGACACUAUUUCUACUUUUAAGAUUAGGCUUAAAACUUUCAUUUUUGCUAAAGUAUAUAGGUUGCACUGGUUGCACUGAAGCUGAUGUACACAAAAGACUGAAGUUUUUCUCUUCAGCUUUAACACUGGAAGUUUAAUUGUUGAAUGCAGCCAGCUGGGCAGUGGAGCCUACCACAGCUAGAAUAGGGGGAGAUAGAGUGAGACAGAGGCUGUGAAUCUGUCACUGGGCCACUGAAUUUCUCGUUCUUAUGGACUUAAUUCAUAAGAACAUAUUUUACUUUGCAUCCAAGAAAACUGCACUUUCCUAAACACCAUGGACUUUGUACCUGUUGUUUACUUGUGCUGAAAUUUCUUCACUCCAUAAAAGGUUGAACUUACAAGCUUUGAGUGAGUGACAGAAAAAAGAAUAUUUGAGGGUGAAGAUUUAGACUGUCACAGUGACUUCCUCUUUUGCAGAACAUAAUCAGGAAGGACAAGACUGACUGUUCAUAUGUUUUAUUGUAGUUCUGUUUCGUUUUAUUCUACAAUCUCAAAAAAACACCACAAAAUAGAGGAACCAAAGUAUGUCUUUGUCAAAUUAGUAUGUGUAGAGCAACAAUUUCAUAAUAAAUUAGAUGCAGGUUUUCCAUUGUUCUUGCAAUUUUUGAAAGGUCUGCUGUACUUCUUUUGUCAUAAACCAGUGCAUGUGUGCGUUCUUGGCUUCCUGGCUGAUCAAUCAAAUUGAAUAAGUCAGAAGUAGGCUGCACCAGAGCUGCACUGUGAGUGUUACAACAAGUGUUCUUAGUAGUGUUUAUGCAAAGAGUAUUUGAGUCUUUAAUUGACAAUAAAUCUAUAAAAUACUCCAAUAACCUGUUUUAUUUUUCUUUGUGAAGAACUUUGGGUCGUUUAUGGAUAAGUGUGAAUUGAAACUUCAUAAAAUUUACAACUGUACUGUACACAUAGAUCACACUGAAGAAUACAUGUUCUUAGUUUCAGACUGAGUUGUUUUUUGAUGUGAAUAGAAGAGAUGCUAUCAAGCCCUAAGACCAGCCAAGGCCCAGCUAGGGGCCCAUCACAGAUCUGCUGUCCAUUUUAAGUCACUGUAUCUGUACUAUAAUAGCAGAACCAAUGACAUGUGUGACGUGUAACACAUGUGAGACGUGUGAUUGAGCAGAAGACCAGCUUCCACCCUGACUAUAAAGCACCUGUUAGCUCAGUGAUCUGCCAUCAACAACAGGAAGCUACUAUUAAAGCUGGAUAUCAACAGGCUACAAUACAAGGGGAACAGCACUGAAUGAGCAAAUCCUGAUGUCAGAGGUCAUCACUCCAGUGAACACGUCUCCACUGCACUGAGUCCAGUGCUGCUUUGCUUUAUGCCACUGUAGUCCAUGCUUUACAUUGUGCUUGGUGAUGUAAUGAUGAAGCUACUUGAGCAUGGAAACCCAUUCCAUGAAGAACUCUACAUGAGGGGUGUCAAACUCAUUUUACCUCCAGGCCACAUAUAGCCCAUUUUGAUCUUAAGUGGACUGGACCACUUAAACGAUCAUUAAGACUGAGAUCUGAUUUUGGGAAUAAACUAAUUCAGAUGAACAAUUUGUAAUAUUUGUACUGUAAUGUUUUAUCAAAUAAAUCUACUAGAUGGACUGAUUAGGGUUUUGCAUUUUGACCAAUAAAAUUAGAAAUAAUUUGUCAUUUAGUGUAUCUAUACAUGUAUCUAUAUCUAUAGAUACAUGUUAGUUCAUUAGAUGGAGGGAUUUAAUAGCUUAUAUUUCUCAUGUAUCAUAUUAAUGAAUAUUUCCUAAAUCCAAAUUUACAUUUGUGGCUUCAUUAAACAUGGCUUAAUUAAAAAUGGCUUAACGUUUAUUGAGCACAGAUAUAAAAUAUGUUUUUUCUACAACUAAACUCAUGAGCCAGAAAUCAAAUGCCUGGUGUUGCUGCUCAACAACCAAAUUGUACUGUUACUGUGCAUUUCCCACACUUUGUGAUUAAUUUAAGUCCUGAUGCAGUCACUGCAGAUGUGCUAAAAGAUGCAUGUAAAUAUAAGUGCUUGUGGCAGACUGACUUCACUGUGUCCGUAUUUUAAGGAAGUCUUAUCUAUCACAGGAUAUCAGCAGAACUGAAGAGUUUUUCUCAGAGGCAUCGAGUGACGCCUCCAGCAGCUUUGUGACAAACUGACUUUAAUGGACUUUCUUAAACAACAAGUUCUCUUUCUGUACUUCCUUCUUUCUAACAUCGGCUGGGCGACACAGUUCACUGUAAUUCUUCUGAAACUGUAAAACAAUAAAACUACACUUGGGAUUGUUUGGUAAGGAAACUUUUUAUUGCUUUUAUUCAAUAACUUUUUACAUUUCUUUCACUGCACUGACAGGUACAUGUAAAGUAAUUUUAUUUACUGAUGUUCAAGUUUUACAAUAACUGCUUUGUGUUACAUUUUUCAUAUUUCAACAUGUUUUAAAGCAAAAUCCUACAAGAAAAUAAAAAAAAGAACUGUAUGACUGAAAAAGGAACAAUUUUAUGACAAAACUGCUUUAAAAAUAUUAAGUACAGUGUUACAGCUCCAUACGUGAAAUGAUGUCUUUUUUAAUCCAGGCAGUAGAGUAGUCUGUGUGUGAACAUGGAGACAGUCAGCAUGUUACUGAUUGUACUGUUUGUUUCAGGUGCUUUAAAUGGUUAUUCCUAUAAAGCAGACCUCUUCAUAACUGCACCAAAGCAGCUGGAAGCACUGAAUGGAUCUUGUUUGCAAAUCCCAUGUAGCUUCAGACCCAAAGAAGAACAGAAAUUUAACAACAAAAGUGAAAUCUUUGGAGUGUGGAUUAAAAAUAAUCCUGAAUUUGCCAACAAUCCAAACAAUGUGAUCUUCAACAGUAGUGGAGCAGUUAGCAUCUCUCCAAUGAGUAUUACUGGGAACCUGAGUCAGAGAGACUGCACCACUCUGUUUUCUAAUUUAACCACAAACUACACAAACACAUACUUCUUCAGAGUAGAGAGUGAAACAUUCAAGGCGACAGCUUCUUGUGAUCCUCUUCAAAUAACAGUCAGAGAUUCUCCUUGGAGGCCCAAUAUUACAAUUCCAGGUGAUCUGAAGGAGAAGGAGUCUGUCACUAUAACCUGCUCAGCUCUCACUCCCUGUCCACACUCCCCUCCUCAACUCACCUGGAAUCUCCAACAAGACUCUCAAGGCAAAAUAGAGGAAAACAUAAAUGUAAGCUUUACAACUAAAAUCCAGCAGACCAUCACUCUGUCAGACACACAUGAUGGAAAGAAGAUCAGCUGCUCUGCCAGAUAUCCUGUGAACCAAGGAAAAGACACCAAGACAGCAGAGACAGAAGAGACUCUCAGUGUUUCAUAUGCUCCCCAAAACACCUCAGCAUCCAUCAGUCCAUCAGGUUUGGUGUUAGCAGGCAGCUGGGUGAAGCUGACCUGCUCCAGCAGAGCCAAACCUCCAGUCAGCAGCUUCACCUGGUUCAAGAAGAGCAGAGAUGGAGCUGUGAAAGUAUCUGAAGGAGAGAUUUACAGCUUCAAUGUAACAGAUGGAGGAGUUUAUUACUGUGUGGCCACUAAUGAUCUGGGUAAUCAGACAUCAGCAGAGAUUCAUGUGACUGUUGGAGGAGAGCAGAAUGAUCACUUCACACUGGGCCUACUUCUUGGAGGAAUCACUGGGGUCAUCUUACUGAUUUGCUUGACAAUAUUUCUUUGGUGCUUAAAGUCAACGCGUCAAACUAUACAACACACUCAGAUUGAAUCACAGGAAGAGCAGUUAGUUGAACGGCCAGCAAAUAACACAGAAAAAGAGGAAGAAAACAUCCAUUAUGGAGAGAUCGGCUUCUCUGGGCUGGGAUAUGAAGCAGCCUCUGACUCAGUGCAGGACAGAGGACAGCAGCAGGAUACGGUGUACGCACAGGUGAAAGUCAACAAGCCAGAAAACAGCUUGACACAGAGAGCUCAUGGCCAAGAGGAACUUUACGCUGAGGUGAAGAAAAAAUGAGAAGUAUCUGUUUACAGCCUAUGAAGAAUAAAAAAUAAAUGUGGAGCAUUUACAUGAAAAUGUGUCAUUGUCACUGCCAGCAGGUCAGUGAUUAAAACAAACUACUUUAUGCAAGCUUUUAUGUUCAUGCUGUUGUCUGACUGGUACCGUAGGACUGGUACUUGUAUAGCACCAUCCGACUUAUUUUGAGCUCUCAAAACACAUCCUACUAGUCUGAUCCACCCAAUCACAUACACAUACACUAUAUUGCCAAAAGUAUUUGCCUUUACACCCAUAUGAACUUGAGUGACAUCCUAUUCUUAAUCCAUAGGGUUUAAUAUGAUGUUGGCCCAGCCUUUGCAACUAUAACAGCUAUAACUUUCCACAGGUUUAGGAGUAUGUUUAUUGGAAUUAUUUACCAUUCUUCAACAUGCACAUUUGUAAGGUCAAGCAUUGAUGUUGGAUGAGAAUCCCUGGCUUGAAGUCUCCGCUCUAAUUCAUCCCAAAGAUGUUCCGUCAGGUUUAGGUCAGGACUCUGUGCAGACCAGUCGAGUUCCUCCACACCAAACUAACUCAUCCAUGGCUUUAUGGAUCUUGCUUUGUGCACUGGUGCACAGCCAUAUUGGAACAGGAAGGGACUAGCUCCAAACUGUUCCCAGAAAGUUGGGAGCAUGAAAUUGUCCAAAAUGUCUUGGUAUACUGAAGUAUUAAGAUUUAUUUCCAUUGAAACUAAGGGGCUGAGUUCAGCUCCUGAAAAACAAGUCCAAGCCAUGAAGAUUUUAAAGCAUGUGACUCCAGCAAGCUUUACACUUGACACAAUGCAGUCAGACAAGUACUCUUCUCAUGGCAACCACCAAAUGCAGACUAGUCCACUGGAUUACCACAGAAGUUUUGUCACUCCAGUAACGUGUUUGCAUGCGUUCUAGCAGUGUGCGUUACACUACUGUAGUGAUUGACUCACAGUCAGUGACCUCUGUGCACCAUGUGCCUCAACAUCCACUAACAACUGGCCACGAAAGUGAUUGGAACAUCAGAAUUCAAUGAUUUGAAUGGAUGAGUAAAUACUUUUGGCAGUGUAGUGUACAUACAUUGCUUUUAUCUAUGGACAGCAUUCACAUAUAUUCAAGAUCUGAUGGAUACAUAGGGAACAACUUGGCGUUCAGCAUAUCUUUCAAGGAUCCUAUAGCAUGUGGAGAAACCAAUGAUAAAUUCACUAACCUCCAAACUAGUAGAUGACCCACUACUCCACCUGAGCCAAGCUAUCAUACUUUGCCAGUGUAAACAAAGUAUACAACUUAAGAACAUCCUUAUAAUUUAUCUCUUUUUAUUGUUAUUUUUUUUUAUCGUCAUGUUCAUACAGCAAUUGCAUGUUGGUGUGCUUUUGUGUGAUUUAUUUUGUUUAGCAGACAUGUUAAAAUGAGUGCCCCAAUUCAAAUAGAGAAGCUAGCAUAAAAACACAUCUGAGAUUUUCAGGUAUUUUGUAUGAGGGGUUUUGCUCUACCCCCAUAUUUCUCAUAUUUGUGUGGUGACUUUCUUGUAAUAUAUAUCUCUUAAUAAAAAAAAUAAAUAAAAAAAA
This is a messenger RNA of Oreochromis aureus, 7901 nucleotides long. Its product is annotated as sialic acid-binding Ig-like lectin 7. The coding region runs from base 4976 to 6346 and encodes 456 amino acids. The record is from RefSeq and is a predicted model, not a curated record. Lineage: Eukaryota; Metazoa; Chordata; Actinopteri; Cichliformes; Cichlidae. The transcript is spliced from 11 exons.